This is a messenger RNA of Nanorana parkeri, 7016 nucleotides long. RefSeq names its product plexin B1 (gene PLXNB1). The record is from RefSeq and is a predicted model, not a curated record. Gene Ontology annotation, molecular function: semaphorin receptor activity; protein binding. The transcript has 38 exons. NCBI's taxonomy places the organism in Eukaryota, Metazoa, Chordata, Amphibia, Anura, Dicroglossidae. Gene Ontology annotation, biological process: semaphorin-plexin signaling pathway involved in axon guidance; regulation of GTPase activity; regulation of cell migration. Gene Ontology annotation, cellular component: semaphorin receptor complex. Bases 123 to 6824 code for a protein of 2233 amino acids.
CAGGGCAGUGCCAGGCUCCCUGUGGAUUAUUAAAGGGCAGCUGGGAGGAAGAGCUUGCACUCAGCUUAGCACGGUACAUACUAGGAAGACCGGAUCUCAGGCACUUUAUCAAGGACAAAUGAAUGAUCAUCAUGCCUCCAGGAACUGUUCUCCUUACUGCUUUGUGUUUCCUUGGGACAACUGUCAUGGGCGCACAUGCCUAUGUCACGUUUUCACAGAACAAAACCAUGUUCAACCACCUCACCUUGGAUACCAAUACAGGGACUCUGUAUCUUGGAGCUACAAACUACCUUUAUCAGCUCACUGAGGACCUGAAGUUGGAGAAGGAGCCGGUACAGACUGGACCAGUUUGGGAUAGCAAGGACUGCUUGCCCCCUGUAACUACAGAGUGCGCCCAUGUACAAAACACCAACAACCACAAUAAGCUUCUGCUAGUCGUUCCAAGUCAAAACGAGCUGAUAGUCUGUGGCAGCGUUUUCCAGGGUAUCUGUGAGAAAAGACUUUUGGGAUCCAUUGAUGACGUCCUCUUCCGACCAGAAAGACCAGUGGACUCCCAGUAUGUUGCUGCAAAUGACCCGAAUGUCACCACAGUUGGUCUGGUUGGGCUUUCUAAGGAUAGUACACCCCUCUUGUUUGUGGGAAGGGGCUACACAAGUAAAGGGGUCGGUGGCAUUCCUCCAAUCACCACUCGGAACCUCAACGCGGGUGCUGAACCCCAUUCCGUCUUUUCCUAUGAGGAGACUGCUAAGCUAGCAGUAGUAGGGAGACUUUCAGAGUACAACCACCACUUUAUUAAGGUCUUCACCCACCGGUCCAAUGUUUACUUCCUCUUCUAUCGCCGUGACUUAAAAUCACCAUCUCGGGAGUAUAAGACCUAUAUCUCCCGUAUCUGUCCCGAUGACUCCCAUUAUUAUUCUUAUGUUGAGUUGCCCCUUAGCUGCCAGACAAGAGAUGGUUUGAAGGCCUACAACCUUCUCCAGGCCGCCUACAUCGCACAGCCUGGAGAACACCUUGCUAGAGGGGUUUUGAACACCAGAGGAGAUGUGCUGUUUGCUGUGUUCUCCAUGUGGCAUGCGGCAUCUGGGAAAGUAAGCGAGGAAUCAGGAUUGUGUUUGUACUCCAUGGAACAUAUCGACAGACUGAUCAAUCGGACGAGAGACAUCUGCUACACCAGGGAUGGCAAGGACGAGGAUAAGAGAGAAGUGGCCUACAUAGAGUAUGACGUGAAAUCUAACUGCGUUCACCUUCCGAAUGACACCCUUGAAGCCUACCCAUGUGGAUCAGACCAUACACCGAGCCCCAUGGCCAGUUGGGAACCCUUAAGAGAGACCCCUGUGUUCGAGAGUCCCUAUGCACGGCUCACCUCCAUCGCUAUCAAUGUGGAAGAGGAGCACACCAUUGCUUUUAUAGGUGACAGCAAGGGAUAUCUUAACAAGGUGUAUCUGGGAGCCAAUAAUGAUACACAGCAGUAUGCCGCUGUCCCAACUCAGUUAAAUUCGGCGGUUUCAGUGGACCUGCUCUUUGACCUGCCUCAAAAGAACCUGUACGUCAUGACCCAAUCCACGGUCACUAAAGUCCCCCUUUCUGAAUGUUCCCAACACACCGACUGCACUUCAUGCCUGGCUGCCAGGGAUCCGUACUGCGGAUGGUGCGUUCUUCAUGGAAAGUGUAGUCGGCGAUUUGAGUGUCUGCGCUCCGGAGAGAAGAACCAGUGGCUCUGGGCACACGAUAUGAACCAGCAGUGCCUGACGGUGCAAACUCUGAGCCCGGCAAACAUCAGCAAAGAGGAGAAGAGAAAUAUUUUCCUGACGAUUCCAGACUUGCCCACCCUGUACCAGGACGAGUCUUACUCCUGUUUCUUUGAGGAUUUUGAGAGCCGUGCGGUCAGGACACAGUCCGGGGUUAUGUGCCCAUCACCGGACCCCAGCAAGGCCCCUGUGAUCAAGCCAGGGACAGAUCAUGUGCGUGUGCAGCUACUGCUUCGGUUUGGAGACGUGGUCAUUUCCACCGCGGAGUUUACCUUUUACGACUGUAUGGCCGUGGCUCAGCUCUAUAAAUCAGCCCCGUGCCGUGGCUGUGUGAGCAGUGAGUGGGGCUGUAAUUGGUGUAUCCAUCAGCAUGUCUGCACUCAUAAAGACACGUGUGAAGAAGGUACCAUCAUUCGUAAUAAAGUGGAGAAAAAUCCAGCACCAGAUGUAUUUACUCCUCCUGUAACUGUGCCAGAACCAGAGCCAACACCUGAAGUCAUUCCAACCACCCCGACUCCAACAACAACAGUAAUAAUAAGUACACCUAGUCCAACCCCCGAGACUUCUACCACCACGACCACUGAAAGUACAACACUGCCUGUUGUAGUGACUACACCUACACCAAUCCCCACCACUGUGCCAACCACCAUUAUCAUCACAACCAUAGUGACAACUCCGGAGCCAACCACAGCAGAACCAACCACAGUGAUGCCUACAACCGAGGACUUGACUCCAGAAGUGACCACUCAGCCUCCAACAGAAGUGCCAACCAGUGUCCCCACAACAAUUCCAACCACUCUGCCUGAGGAUGUUUUUACAAGUCCAGUUGUUAUUGAUGAUGAGGUCCUUCCUACCACUCCCGACUCUGGUGAAGCUGAAGGGAUUUGGACAACUGAAAGUCCCACCACACCCAGCGACUUUACAGUUCCUCCACUGCUCCCAGUUCCCACCGUGUCUGAUGGCGAAAGAGAUAUUACAUUUGCUCCCACCACACUCCCUCCAACAUCAGAGGAUUUUACAUCUGCUGUUCCACCUCAUCCAGCCACAAAUGAAACCUUUCUUGUGCCAUCUGUACCAGAUUUUCCUGAAGACCUUGAAACGGAGGUUCCGUAUUCAGAAGAGCCGCCCACAGUAGUUAUGGUGGGCAGUACCAAAGAGAACUUGGAUCAUACAGAGGCAGAUGACUGGGUGGACUUGACCAACAUGGAUAAUGAUACAUCUUCCUUCUCGGCGUCCACUAUCCUCUCUGGGGAUGGAGACGUGGAAGGUGUCUCACCCCAGUUUCCGUCUAUAAUCGAACCAGAUCUGGAUUAUCAGGCUGAUUCUUUGGGAUUUGCCGAAUUUAUGAUAGACACAGAGAACAAUGGAGGACCUUAUGUGGGGCCCGAAGCUUGCCCCUGUGUGCACAGCAUUCACAGCCCAUCCUUACUGCCCGUCAAUGUGGAACGAAAGAUAACGUUAGUUGGGAAGAACUUUCAUCAUUAUCAGGACCCACAGUGGGAUUACGAGUGUGUUCUGAUCCUGGAGGGCAGGGGGGUGAUCACCGAUGCCUUUGUGGAAAUGGAUCCCGAGGACCAAUCCAAUUAUUAUAUCACUUGCCAGCUGCACCAGUAUAGUUACUCAGCUCUGCAGCCAGAGUUCAAUGCCCUGAUCUAUGUGCAGUUGGAACCGGAGAUGCGAGUAGACAGCUAUGAGGACCUCCACGUGAUUUUGUAUAACUGCUCCGUGGGGCACUCCGACUGUAGCCGAUGCCAGACCGCUGAUCCUAAAUAUAAUUGUGUGUGGUGCGGAGGGGAACAUCCCAGCUGUAUGUACCAGCAAUCCUGCACGGAGAAGGUGGAGGGCACCUGCCCUGCACCACUAAUUCGCAACAUUGAGCCAUUGUCUGGUCCAGUAGACGGUGGCACAAGGAUCACCAUCACCGGCUCCAACCUGGGCCAGAAACUCGAGGAUAUCGUGGACCGGGUAUCUGUCGCUAACAUCCCUUGCAGGGUGGAUUUUCUCAAAUAUGAGAUCUCCAGCAUUAUAGUGUGUAUAUCCGGUAAAAGCUGGACGGAGAGACCGGGACAUGUUCUUGUGGAGGUUCCUGAAAGACUACAAGGCAUUUCCAGUCAAGUGUUUACUUAUCAGAAUCCAGUGCUUGCAUCAUUUUUUCCAUCCCGCGGGCCAAAGUGUGGGGGAACCAGACUCACCAUUAUUGGAUCCAAACUUCUGACUGGAAGAGCCAGCGAUAUUCAAGUUUUGAUUGGUGACAUUCCCUGUAAAAUUUUCUCAGAGAUUCAGGAAAACCAGCUAGAAUGUUUGACUGGUACCAGUAACAUAACUUUGGAUCUCAGAGUGACCGUGUUGUAUGGAGAACAAGUAUUUAGCUUCUCAGAUCCAUUGUUUACUUAUACUCCGGACCCCAACAUCACCUCUGCCAGCCCUUCCAAGAGCUACUACAGUGGAGGACGUGUGAUCAUGGCAUACGGACAGAACUUGGAUGUGGUACAAGCUCCGAAGAUCCGGGUGACAGUGUCCCCUAUGGAAAGGCGGAAGAGGCGCAGUCCGGGGAGGAAGCGGCGUAUUGUUCCGGAGACGGAAUGCCUGGAGGGGUCUCUCUGCACUGUGCAGCAGUUUGAAGAGCUGUGUCUGAUCAAUUCCUCCUUUCUGUUGCUGUGCAAGACUCCGGCCAUUCCCCCUCUGCACUGGAACGCUCGGGUGGAUGUGGAGUUCAUCCUGGAUAAUCUCGUCUUCAACUUCACUGUUAUCAACUCGACUCCGUUUAGUUAUGUACAAGAUCCGGUGCUCAGACACCUGAAUGCAGAGGACCCGGCCAAGCCGUACCGGCACAAGCCCGGCAGCGUUAUCUCUGUGGAGGGCGAGGAUCUAGAUCUGGCUAUUACCAAAGAAGAGAUGGUUGCAAUGAUUGGGGAUGGGCUGUGUAUGGUGAAAACUCUGACGAGUAACCAUCUGUACUGUGAACCGCCAGAGAAGCAGCCGUCUCCCCGCUAUCCAUCCAAGAGGGAGGGAGUGGAUUCUCUACCUGAGUUUACAGUACAAAUUGGAGGGAUUCAUUUAGUCCUGGGUAAAGUGCAGUAUGAUACAGAAAGCCAACUUACAUUCCCCUUGGAGGCUCAGAUCAGCCUAGGAGUCGGAGCAUCCUUUGUAGCUCUGAUCGUACUCAUCAUCGUCUUGAUCUACAGGAGGAAGAGUAAGCAAGCACUGAGGGAUUAUAAGAAAGUUCAGAUUCAGCUUGAAAACCUGGAAACAAGUGUGAGAGAUCGCUGCAAGAAAGAAUUCACAGAUCUUAUGACAGAAAUGAUGGAUCUCACCAGCGACUUGGUUGGCACAGGCAUACCAUUCUUGGAUUACAAGUCUUACGCAGAGAGAAUUUUCUUCCCUGGUCAUCGGCAGUCUCCCCUCCAUAGGGAUCUUGAUGUUCCAGAGGGUCGGAGGCAGACGGUGGAGCAGGGGUUAAUCCAGCUAUCAAACCUUCUCAACAGCAAACUCUUCCUCACCAAAUUCAUCCACACUCUGGAAAGUCAGCGUACAUUCUCCGCUAGGGAUCGGGCCUAUGUGGCAUCUCUGCUCACCGUGUCGCUGCAUGGGAAGCUGGAAUACUUCACUGACAUUUUGAAGACCCUCCUCAAUGACCUGGUGGAACAGUAUGUGGCCAAGAACCCAAAGCUUAUGCUGAGAAGGACAGAAACCGUGGUGGAGAAGCUGUUGACUAACUGGAUGUCCAUUUGUCUAUAUUCUUUUGUGAGGGACUCAGCUGGGGAGCCACUGUAUAUGUUGUUCCGUGGCAUAAAACAUCAAGUAGAUAAAGGGCCAGUGGACUGUGUGACGGGAAAAGCCAAAUACACACUAAACGAUAACCGCCUUCUGAGGGACGAUGUGGAGUAUAAGACCCUGACACUGAAUGCAAUUAUACAACCUUCUACUGGCAACGCUUUGGUAGAAGAGGAACAAGGAGUGCCCGUGAAGUUACUGGACUGUGACACUAUUAUGCAAGUGAAGGAAAAGAUUCUGGACCAAGUAUUUAAAGGAACCCCAUACUGUCUCCGACCCAAUCCAGAAAGCCUUGACCUGGAAUGGAGAUCUGGGUUGGCCGGACAUCUCAUCCUCUCUGACGAAGAUCUUACGUCGGUAGUGCAGGGGUCAUGGAAGAGGAUAAACACAUUACAGCACUACAAGGUACCUGAUGCAGCAACUGUCGCUUUGGUGCCUCGGCUUAGCAAGCACAUCCAUCCGGAAAACCAUGAUUAUAUCCCGGGAGAAAACCUUCAUGUUACAGAGACCCCAAUGCUGGAGGACGCAGAUGAAGGUGGAAUUAAACUCUGGCACCUUGUGAAGCCCACAGACGAGCCAGAGCUGCCCAAGCACAGAAGAGGGAGUCUGCGGGACAGGGAGAGAGCCAAGGCCAUCCCUGAAAUCUACCUAACCCGCCUCCUGUCAAUGAAGGGCACUCUGCAGAAGUUUGUGGACGACCUCUUCCAGGUAAUACUCAGCACCAGCCGUCCUGUACCGCUCGCUGUUAAAUAUUUCUUUGAUCUGCUGGACGAUCAGGCUCUACACUACGGAAUCACAGAUCCCGAGACCAUCCACAUCUGGAAAACAAACAGUUUGCCUUUAAGGUUCUGGAUCAACAUAAUCAAAAACCCCCAAUUUGUGUGUGAUGUGCAAACCUCAGACAGUGUGGACGCUGUCUUGUCGGUGAUUGCCCAGACCUUCAUGGAUUCCUGUACCAUCGCAGAUCACAAGCUGGGGCGGGAUUCCCCUAUAAACAAGUUACUGUAUGCAAGAGACAUUCCCCGGUACAAGCAGAUGGUAGAGAGGUAUUACUCGGAUAUCCGGCAGACCAUUUCAGCCAGUGACCAGGAAAUGAAUUCGGCUUUAGCGGAACUUUCUAGGAAUUUCUCAGAAGAACUGAAUUCCUUGGUGGCCCUCCAUGAGCUCUACAAGUAUAUUAAUAAGUAUUAUGACCAGAUAAUCACUGCACUAGAGGACGACACAACAGCCCAAAAAAUGCAGCUCGGCUACAGAUUGCAGCAGAUUGCGGCAGCCGUAGAGAACAAAGUCACCGACUUGUGACCAACCCUUCGCACACCUUCUGCUACACAAAGCGCAUUCUCGCCCGGAACGAUUUUUAUAAAAUCGCAGAUGCUGUAUAGACCCUGCCUGUGAGACUGAGGCGAGCCCUGCGUGGCCCCCUGUAGCAUUCCCAAACUGACAGGUCAAUGAGGCCGGGAGCUCACACGGAUGGAGAUCAACGGUGAUGAAAAA